Molecule: messenger RNA, 3034 nt
Organism: Solanum lycopersicum (tomato)
Lineage: Eukaryota; Viridiplantae; Streptophyta; Magnoliopsida; Solanales; Solanaceae
Product: exocyst complex component EXO70E2
Biological process (GO): exocytosis
Cellular component (GO): exocyst
Molecular function (GO): phosphatidylinositol-4,5-bisphosphate binding
Source: RefSeq, a predicted model, not a curated record
GAAAACAACGUCUCUAUAGAAAUCUCAUUUAGAUUUUUUUCUAGAUUUGUUGUUGAUUUUAGUUUGUUAAUGUUUCUAAUCAAUAUCCGGAGUCCACAUUAGAGUCCCGAGUGGUUAGCUGGUUUGAUUUUAGUUAAAUGAGAAAGAAACAACUUCAAAUAUUAGUCUUUAGUCUAGGUUAGCUGAAUAUAUUUUUGCUUACUUUUUAUAAGUAAGAAGUUUCUUUCUUCUUCCCUUUUGACCACUAAAGUUUUCUCUGUAUUUUAAUGGAAAAGUACUUGUUGGAAAAUCAGCAACAAAUCUCAUUCCUCAAUACUACCACUAUGCGAUGUACCCUUUUGUCCUUGUUUUGAUUGGGCUAUUAUCUUCCACUAAAACGCGUAGAGGUGUGAUCUUUCUAUUCAGUUAACUCUUGUUUCAAUAACUUCACAUCUUAUCAUCCCUUUUACUAUAUUUUGUUCUUUUCUUGACUCAAAGAACCAAUCUUUGAGGAGAGAGCUCCAAGAAACAAGCAUAAUCUUGGCUUUACCUACAUAGUCUUUUAAUCCCUUUUUAGCACUUGAACUUUGGUUUUGUUAUGUUUUGGUAGUAACUUUCAUGCCCAUUCUUUGAUGGUUGUUAAUCUUUUAAUGUUAGUGACCCUGAAAGAGUUUAAGAGAUGUACAUCCCAAUUUUGUGUCCUUUGUUGAAACUUGUCACAUUUCAUUAGAGAAUCUUGACCUUUUUUAGGACUUGAGGUUUAUGGGGGUAUUUUCUGGUCAUUAGUCUGUGUUCUGAAUUCUGUUGAGGACUUGGGGUUUAACUAAGGGGUGGGGGGAGCAGUCUUUUGUCCUUCUUGAUUACCUAAAAAAUUAGAGCUUGAGGUUGGUUUCAAGAUUCAGGAAGGAAGGAUCAUCCAAAGUUUACUUUUGACUUUACCUGUUGCCUGAAAAUGGAAGGCGAUAAAUCGACGGAUCAACAUGUAAUUGCUGCAGCUCAACACCUUGUGAAGGCGUUAAAAGACAGGACAAGCUUGAGCGAUGAAGUUAGAAGAACUCUAGCCGAUCUUGACAUUCAUUUGGCUGCAAUGACUGAAGCAAAAGAGGAUGAGACCACAAGUUUCAAAGAGAUCGAAGGUAGGUUGAAGUCAGCUGAGGCAAAGAUCAUGUCCUUGCAGUCAAAUUGUCUGAAGUUAUGGGAUACUGGUCCUUCUAAUCAACUUCUUGAGUAUCUGCAAAAUGUAGAAGAAGUUCGGAGUAUAAUAGUGAGCUUGGAAAGUAUGGUGCUAAACAAGAACAGGAAACAAAGCAGACUUACUAAUCAAGCUCACAGUGUUUUGCAGAUUGCAAUGGUAAGGCUGCAGGAAGAAGUUAUCAAUAUUCUUGCGCAGAGUAAGCAGUGUUUCGAGCAUGCAUAUGUGUCGUUCCAUUCUUGUGAAGAGACCGUAGUUGAUGAGGAAAUGAUGGUCUCAAUUGAGUAUGACUCAAUUGAGGGAACAUCUUGUCUGGAUAGUAGUAGAGCUGAAUCAGAAGAAUGUAUAAUAAUGGAUUUGGUCCAUCCAGGCGUUGUUCCUUAUAUCAAGUCCAUUGCAGAUCUGAUGUUAGCUUCACAUUAUGUUCAGGAAUUUUGCCAAGUUUUUAUCAGAUUCUGGAAAGAUGCAUUGUAUGAAUACUUGGGGCUUUUCUGUAUGCAACAAAUCAGCAUUGAAGAUGUGCUGAGAAUGGACUGGGCAAGCUUGAAUUGCAGAAUUAAGAAGUGGCGUCAGGCAACGAAGAAUGUCAUUGCAUUCUAUCUCCCUAGUGAGAGAAACCUCUUUGAUCAGAUUCUUGGUGAGUUUGGAUCUGUCAGUUCAACAUGUUUCAUUGAGGUCUCAAAGGAUGCCAUGAUGUGUCUUUUGAAUUUUGGCCAAGCUGUAGCUAUUGGUCCCCUUCUACCAGAACGUCUUUUUUGUUUACUCGACAUGUAUGAGCUUCUUAGAGGUCUUUGUCAAGAUGUGGAUGCUUUGUUUUGUGUAAACCAUGGUAAUUCCAUUCAAGUGGAGUACCAUGAACUCAUGAAAAAUCUUGGAGAUUCUGCAAAGGCAAUCUUUCUGGGGUUGGGGAAUCGAAUUGCUUCAAACACUUCAACAACUCCCUUUCAAGGAGGAGGUGUUCAUCCUCUGACCAAGUAUGUUAUCAAUUAUUUCAUGCUUCUGUCAGAAUAUUAUGUUACCCUGAGGUUCCUUUUAGAGGACAGAGAGGUAGAGAAUUCGGGUGAAGUUGUCGAUACACUGGUCAAGCUCGACAUUUCAUCCGAAAUCCCAUGUCCAUUGGCUUUUCACUUGCAGUCAAUAACAUCCAGGCUCGAAUCCAACCUUGAAGAUAGGUCCAAUUUAUAUAAAGACGAUUCUUUGAAGCACAUCUUUUUGAUGAACAACAUCCAUUACAUGGUCCAGAAAAUCAAGAAUUCCAAACUCAGAACCUGUUUUGGUGAUGAGUGGAUAAAAAUACAUAUUGUAAAAUAUGUGCAGCACGAAAAAAGCUAUGAGAGAAAAACAUGGAAUUCAAUCAUAUCUUUGAUAACCGGUUAUGAGAAGUUAGGGAAGGCAGUUCUGAAGGAGAGGUGCAGAAAUUUCAGUAUUGCUUUUGAGGAAGUGUAUAAAAACCAGACAGGAUGGACUAUUCCAGAUAUUGAUCUUCGAGAUGAUUUGAAUGUUUCAAUCGGAUUAAGGGUCAUUCAUGCCUACCGUACAUUCGCUGGAAAGGUGAGAAAAUCUCUCAGUGAAAAGCACAUCAAAUACACAGAAGAGGACUUGGAGGAGUAUCUCCUGGACUUUUUUCAAGGUUCAGCAAAGUCUCUUAAUCAUCACUGGAGGAGGUGAAAGUUGAAUAACAGUAGUAGUAUAUUUUCCUGCAUUGAGCGUUUCAAUUGUCUUAUCUUUUGUAAUUUAUCAACAUUAGUGUUGUAGUUCCCCCACCCCCACCCUAACACACACCACACAGAUGUAUAGUUGUCCAUAGUUUUCGAGUUCAAUCUAGUAUUGCAACUUUAUGGUAUAUGCAUUCCUUUUCAUCUG